This is a messenger RNA of Linderina pennispora, 287 nucleotides long. RefSeq lists its product as uncharacterized. The record is from RefSeq and is a predicted model, not a curated record. Bases 86 to 244 code for a protein of 52 amino acids. Lineage: Eukaryota; Fungi; Kickxellomycota; Kickxellomycetes; Kickxellales; Kickxellaceae. The transcript has a single exon.
GGCAGUCAAGUAGUUCUAGCAUACACUAGAGGCAGUGCCGGCAUAAUAUAGAACCUGGCAGUGUAGCUUGCUGACACAUUCGACAAUGGCUAGCCAACACAUUCAAGCCAGUUUGACCACCAGGAUAGCCACGUCGAUAUCCUCCAAUUGUCUGCUCAGCCAUGUGCUAAACACAUUGCUUUCCCCUUUACCUUUCCAAUCUCUCUUCUCUUGGCCCUACAUGGAGCUAUUCGCAUUCUUGUAAUGCACUCCAUAUCCAUCACACUCCACCAGCAUAUCCGAUUCAC